Molecule: messenger RNA, 951 nt
Organism: Puntigrus tetrazona (Sumatra barb)
Lineage: Eukaryota; Metazoa; Chordata; Actinopteri; Cypriniformes; Cyprinidae
Product: cAMP-dependent protein kinase inhibitor beta-like
Exons: 3
Coding region: 16-276 (86 amino acids)
Biological process (GO): negative regulation of cAMP-dependent protein kinase activity
Cellular component (GO): cytoplasm; nucleus
Molecular function (GO): cAMP-dependent protein kinase inhibitor activity
Source: RefSeq, a predicted model, not a curated record
GCAGGCUUUUAUUGGAUGAAGGCAUGGUCUAAGCAGAAUGGCAGUGGUGAGAUGACGGAGGUGGAGCCGGCGUUGGAUUUUGCGUCGUCGGGUCGAUCAGGUCGACGUAAUGCUCUGCCUGACAUCCUGGGCUCUCCUGCCGGAGUCAGUCCCUCGGACCUGCCCCUCAAACUAGCCGAGCUCUCGCUCACAGACGGUCCCGGAGCAGCUCAGUCUCCAACAACCCAGGAGGCUCCGCUCCCUCCAGAGAGCUCGGAGGAGAAACAGGGAUCCUGAAAGCUCCUCCUCGCAUCCCACACUAACGGAGAGAGAAAGAAAAGGAAAUAUAAUUGUGGCGAUACCUCAGGGACAAGACUGGAUUACUGCACACGCUGUGUGUGUGUGCUAUUCCACUGAGACGAUAGGGCAGCUGUACUCACGUGGUGUUGCCCGUCUAGGGCCAGACAAACGCUCACUGCAAGUGAGCAGAAACAUCAGCUUUUAAGCAAUCAGCGAUCUUAUUCUUAACUAAAGCUAAAAACAACGUUGGUCCUACUCGUAACAGGUGUAUUUAACAACUAUGUGCUCAUGCAGAAAAAGAAAUAAUUCUUUCAUUUGAACUUUUUCUAUUUAGUAUUGAAAGUAAAGGUAACACUUUAUUUUAAGGUGUCUUUGUUACACACAUUACACGCACUUACUGUUAUUAUAGCAAUUAAUUAUGCAUAACUACACGUAGGUAACCUUAACCAAACCCUAAUCCUAACCUUAACCAUGUACGUGUAGUUACAAUUACACUGGAACAGGGACACCUUAAAAUAAAGUGUAACCAAAUCAAAUACAGAUGUGAUUACUGGAAGGUAUUUUUUAUAUGUACAUAGAGUGUAAAAUAUACUGUAUCAUGUGAUUUUAUUUGGAAGUACGUCCAAGUGGGUCCAUUUUUUUGUUAUAAAAUAAAGGAGAAAUAAAAUAAAA